UAAAAGCUAGCCAUCAGAGAGUUUCAUUUCAUUAAUUUGAAGAGCCAAAAGCUAAAGCUAAGGUUUCAUCUUUUAGCUUUCCAUCCCUGUUGCAAGGUAACUUCAAGCACAUUUAUCAGUUAUCACGAAACCGUGGUGUACUUGUGUACUUGUUGUUGUUGUGUACUAUCAGUCAUCGUCAUGCACCUACAGGUUCGUUUCAUUUGCUGCAACUGGGUUUUUCUCGCAGUGGAGUGUGCAAGGGGCGUCGCUUAACCGGUUUAAGCUGCACAGUUUGCAGUGUGUGCAGCGUGUGCAGGUCGCCCGAAAAGACCUUGUAUUUUACAUAUCACUACACCAACACUACUACAAAUUAUUGUAGUAAUUGUGGCAAAAAGAACAAACUUUUUCAUGUAGCAUUUGUUUUGUUGCGGAAUUCUCCUUUUGUAAUAUUGUAAUAUAUGUAUUUGAUGAGAAUCUAAAUUCUAAACUAGGUACCUAAUUUUCGUUCGGUUUUAAAUCGCAAUAAAGUAACUAUAAACUAGUCAUGUUAUUAUUUUCGAGUCCAGUCAAACUGAUGAUCUCGGCUGUGUUUCGGCCAUGGGCCAUAAGUAAAUUCAAUGGAUACGGUGUAAGGAGUAUUACAACAUUGCAAAAGAAACAGAAAGAGGCAUUGGUUGACAGACGCGUCGAGAAAACCGUCUACAGACAUUUCAACUCAUAUGAGUUGGUCCACUUCCACUGGUACGAUCGUAUAUUCAAUGGAGAUCGUUGCACGAAUAAGAAGUCAUUGCAAAAGGCAUAUCGGAAGGAAUUAUUCAAGAGACUCGUCCAAAAAGUCUACAGACAUUUUUACCUCGAGUUUGGUCGUAUAUUGAAUGGAUAUCGUUUAACGAAUACGAGUAUGGAGUCAUUGAAAAAUGACCAGAAGGAGUACGUUGACGGAGCAACCGAGGAGAUAAUCACUCAACUUUUUCAACCUCGCGUUAUAAACGCAGAUGAUUACAAGCAACACAGCGUGAAAUAUGUAAAAGAAUUGGAAACGGAAGAAAAAGAGAAAUACGUUGUUAUGAUUGAAGACUCGAUCGAAGAACCUUUUUUAAGAAUGUUAUUGGAUAUCAAGUUGUAUUUAGAUUUGGAAUUGAUUUUUCUCGUCGGUUUUGGAAAUUGCAUCGAUAACGUUUAUCUGUUAUGGAAUUGUUAUCAUGUCAAUGCUAAUUUCGCGAUAUUUUACGAAAGAGUCAUAAUUAAUGGUGCUAUUGCAAUGGAAGAGUACUACGAAGAGUCUAUUAAACAAGAUGCCAUUGUAACUUUAAGUCAUAGACUGCUUCGAAACUAUGUUUUAGAUAUUUGUGCUAAGCGUGAUACCAUGACUGAUAAGGAAGAGAUCCCAGAAAGUCGUGAAUUUAGCGAAAAAUCCCAAAAGUUUAUCGACUUCGUAUUGAGAAACGAAAAUUGUGUUGUAAAGUAGAAUAAGUCAUCUCAUACUGUAUGAUUAUGUGCCUAUAAUAUUAUGUACUAUACAUAACAUUUCCAAUAUAGUUGAUAAGAGUAAAA
Planococcus citri (citrus mealybug) is the source of this 1536-nucleotide messenger RNA. RefSeq lists its product as uncharacterized. The record is from RefSeq and is a predicted model, not a curated record. The coding region runs from base 527 to 1450 and encodes 307 amino acids. Lineage: Eukaryota; Metazoa; Arthropoda; Insecta; Hemiptera; Pseudococcidae. The transcript has 5 exons.